Molecule: messenger RNA, 690 nt
Organism: Sporothrix brasiliensis 5110
Lineage: Eukaryota; Fungi; Ascomycota; Sordariomycetes; Ophiostomatales; Ophiostomataceae
Exons: 1
Coding region: 1-690 (229 amino acids)
Source: RefSeq, a predicted model, not a curated record
AUGACACGGACGUCUGUCUACGGCGGCGCCAUGCUGGCCUUUACCGCCUCCGCCGCCAUGACCGUCGCCGCCACCCUCAUCCCCAACUGGGUCUACUACGUCAUGUAUCCCACCGCCGACGGCAGCGACCCCUACUGGAUGUCGCUUGGUCUGCACAAGUCGUGCACGUCCGAAAACACCGCACCGCCUCUCUUUCUAACCGACACCUCGCCCGCGUCGCCGCUCACCUCUGCCUACUCGUCUGCCGGAAGCGGCGCGACCUGCCGCUCCUUCCCGCACCGCUCUUGGGACUGCGGCGCCGAACCCUCGCAGCAAGUCUUUUGCACCGUCUGGCGCACCAUUGGCUUUUUGAUGGCCGUCGCCCUUGUCGCCGAAGUUGUGGCCCUCAUCGGCUUUCUCGUCGUCCUCUGCGGCGGCCGCAUGCGCCGCGACUUUGGCUGGCGCGUCCUUGUGCCCCUCGUCGAGGCUGUCGCGCUCCUGCAGCUCGGGGCCAUGGCCCUCGUGACGUACCUACUCGACCACGAUGAUCGAUUCUUGGUGCCCGGCUGGCACUUGGGCACGUCGUGGACGCUGUGCACCGUGAGCUGGAGUCUGGCGGCGCUGUGCGGACUGGGCCUGGCACUUGCGGCAUAUGUACUGCCGCCCGAGGACGGCUACGAACUGCUGCUUAACCCCGGCGAGUCGCCUUAA